AGUUCUGUGUAAGUAGGUUGUUUUGCACUAUUUUCUUGAAAAUUCCUCUGUCAGUUUUUUUGACAAUUUAUUUUGAAAACGUGAGACAAAUCUUGAAUACUCAUUUCAAGAUUCAGCCGUAAAAAAAUAUAAAAUUAAUAGACACUGACACAGUUUGAUAGCAAAUGGCUGAGGAUAUCAAGGAUCAAAACUGCGAGCUAAAGGCUAAGUUACCAGCAAAGUAUGACUGGUAUCAGACGGAGCAAGCAGUAGUGGUCACAGUUUUAGUAAAAAAUGUAAAAGAGGAAUUUUUGAAAGUCAACAUCAGUGAAUCGAUUGUUAGAAUCGACAUCACUUUACCAGAUUUUGAGGCUUUUACUUUGUCUUUCAGCUUGUCCCGUAAAAUCGUACCUGAUCAGUCUAGCUACAAGUUGACGCCAUCUAAGGUAGAAAUAAAAUUGAAAAAACUUGAGGGUGUACAAUGGGAUAAAUUAGAAGGAACUUCGGCUACUGAAGGAAUUAAAACUAUACCGAAAGAUCCAAUACCUCAACUUAGUGGACCACCAUCUUACCCUACCUCGAAGAAGGGAAAAGACUGGUCUGCUGUUGAAAAGGAAAUUAAGAAACAGGAAGAGCUGGAGAAACCAGAAGGAGAAGAGGCCAUUAAUAAACUCUUCCAAGAGAUUUAUGGCAAAGGCAGCGAUGAAGUCAAAAGGGCGAUGAAUAAAAGUUAUAUGGAAAGUGGAGGUACCGUUUUAAGUACAAACUGGGAUGAGAUUUCCAAGGAAAAAGUUCAGGUGAAGCCUCCAGAUGGUAUGGAAUUCAAAAAAUGGCAUGAAUAAACGCAAUGAUUUCGUCUCUCUUUCUACUCAUAAUUUAUGAACAUUUAUCUUUUCCGUCUACUUAAUAAAAUACUUUUCAAUAA
Molecule: messenger RNA, 904 nt
Organism: Anoplophora glabripennis (Asian longhorned beetle)
Lineage: Eukaryota; Metazoa; Arthropoda; Insecta; Coleoptera; Cerambycidae
Product: protein SGT1 homolog
Exons: 5
Coding region: 165-821 (218 amino acids)
Biological process (GO): protein stabilization
Molecular function (GO): protein-folding chaperone binding
Source: RefSeq, a predicted model, not a curated record